CGAGGGGGCGCCCCCCGCCAAGCCUGCCCGAGAUGGGGACCCUCAGGCCCAGGCGUUCUGGUCACCAUGACAACAGAGACAGGCCCUGAUUCUGAGGUGAAGAAGGCUCAGGAGGAGGCUCCGCAGCAGCCUGAGGCCGCUGCCACCGCGACCACCCCUGUGACUCCCGCAGGCCACAGCCACCCUGAGGCCAACUCCAAUGAGAAGCAUCUGCCCCAGCAGGACACUCGGCCUGCUGAACAGAGCCUAGACAUGGAGGAGAAGGACUACGGUGAGGCCGAUGGCCUGUCAGAGAGGACCACGCCCAGCAAGGCCCAGAAAUCGCCCCAGAAGAUUGCCAAGAAAUACAAGAGUGCUGUCUGCCGAGUUACUCUGCUCGAUGCCUCAGAGUAUGAGUGUGAGGUGGAGAAACAUGGCCGAGGCCAGGUGCUGUUUGACCUGGUCUGUGAACACCUCAACCUCCUGGAGAAGGACUACUUUGGCCUGACCUUCUGUGAUGCCGACAGCCAGAAGAAUUGGCUGGACCCCUCCAAGGAAAUCAAGAAGCAGAUCCGGAGCAGCCCCUGGAAUUUUGCCUUCACAGUCAAGUUCUACCCUCCUGACCCUGCUCAGCUGACCGAAGACAUUACAAGAUACUACCUGUGCCUGCAGCUGCGGGCGGACAUCAUCACAGGCCGGCUGCCCUGCUCCUUCGUCACGCAUGCCCUGCUGGGCUCCUACGCCGUGCAGGCUGAGCUGGGCGACUAUGAUGCCGAAGAGCAUGUGGGCAACUAUGUCAGCGAGCUCCGCUUCGCCCCCAACCAGACCCGGGAGCUGGAGGAGAGGAUCAUGGAGCUGCACAAGACGUACAGGGGCAUGACCCCAGGAGAAGCAGAAAUCCACUUCCUAGAGAAUGCCAAGAAGCUUUCCAUGUACGGAGUAGACCUGCACCAUGCCAAGGACUCUGAGGGCAUCGACAUCAUGUUAGGAGUCUGUGCCAAUGGCCUACUCAUCUACCGAGACCGGCUGAGAAUCAACCGCUUCGCCUGGCCCAAGAUUCUCAAGAUCUCCUACAAGAGGAGUAACUUUUAUAUCAAGAUCCGGCCUGGGGAGUAUGAGCAGUUUGAGAGCACGAUUGGCUUUAAACUCCCAAACCACCGGUCAGCCAAGAGACUGUGGAAGGUGUGCAUCGAGCACCACACAUUCUUCCGGCUGGUGUCCCCUGAGCCCCCACCGAAAGGCUUCCUGGUGAUGGGCUCCAAGUUCCGGUAUAGUGGGAGGACCCAGGCACAGACCCGCCAGGCCAGCGCCCUCAUCGACCGACCUGCACCCUUCUUUGAGCGUUCCUCCAGCAAACGGUACACCAUGUCCCGUAGCCUUGAUGGAGCAGAGUUCUCCCGCCCAGCCUCGGUCAGUGAGAACCACGACGCAGGACCUGAUGGUGACAAGCGGGAGGAGGAUGGCGAGUCUGGGGGGCGACGGUCAGAGGCCGAGGAGGGAGAAGUCAGGACCCCCACCAAGAUCAAGGAGCUAAAGCCGGAGCAGGAAACCACGCCGAGACACAAGCAGGAGUUCUUAGACAAGCCAGAGGACGUCUUGCUGAAGCACCAGGCCAGCAUCAACGAGCUCAAGAGGACCCUGAAGGAACCCAACAGCAAACUGAUCCACCGGGAUCGAGAUUGGGAGCGGGAGCGCAGGCUGCCCUCCUCGCCUGCCUCCCCCUCUCCCAAGGGCACCCCUGAGAAAGCCAAUGAGUCCCAGAGGACCCAGGACACCUCUCAGCAGGACUUGGCACCUGAGCCUGGGACGGCCACAGGCUUGGAAGUGUUCACUCAGAAAAGCCUCGCAGCGUCUCCUGAGGGUUCAGAGCAUUGGGUAUUUAUAGAAAGAAAGUACGCUAGGCCAGAAGAACUCAGUCUCCUAAAAGUGACUACCGCGCAGCAGGACGAAAGGGAGGCAGGCCACACAGAUAUCCUUGCUGAUGGCAGACUCUCCAAGGUGGACGUUCUGGUGGACAAGUUCAAAGUUGAAGUGGCCACAGAAGAAAUGGUGGGAGCUGGAAGAGCAGACAGCCAGCCACAAGGAAGAAUGAUCGCGAGCCCUGAAGACUUUGAGUCCAUGUGGGAGGAAGGCCCCUGGGUCAGGGAAGGCCCAGGAGGGGCUUCUCUGGCUGCAGGCUGUACACUGGCAGAAAAGCUCCUUGAGAGCUCCCAGUUCCAGGUGGGCACUGGGGCAACCAUCAGGAAGCGCCAGGUCUCAGGUGGUCAGCAAGAGGGCCAGGCGGAGCUGAGAAAGGAGCUGGAGGAGUUCCAGGCUGGUGGAAGACCCCCUGCCCCGGGGACCAGGCCAGCAGAGGUGGAUGGCCUCUCUCCGAGCUCUGACAAGGGAGGACUGCAGUCGUUUCUGCUGGACCCAGCCCAUGUGGAAGCCAGAGCCGACUCGAGUGAUGAAACCGAUACUUCCUUUGCAGAGAGGAGCUUCUAUUUCAACUAUGGAGAGAAAGAUUCUGAAGACCAAGCCCUCCCUCCACCACUGGAGGAGAGAGAAGAGCAUGUGGAUGCCUCUCCUCAAGAUAAGACCAGGCCAGAGCGCUUGGAGAAGCUCGAAGAGAGCUCUGAGCUAAACUCCUCAGGCCCCCGGGGCUCUGCUACAGUUUCCUGCAGGAACACUGAUGAAGAGGGUGAAGUCCACUCAGCUUCCUCAGAGGAAGGGGCGGGUCCUCCCAGGAACCAUGGAAGACCGGAUGACCUAGAGACCUCUGUUGAGCAGCUCAGUAAGGAAACUUCUCCAGGGCAGAUGUUUGCUGAGGCCUGGGAAGAAGCUGGGUGGGGGGUGGAAGGAGAGUUCACUCACCCAGCAUCCACUGUAGCCACAGAGGAAGAGGCCCCCAAGAGUGGAGAUUUGACAGGAAACGCUGAAAAAAGUCCCCCAGCAGGAUGGAAGAACCACUCACCUCACACAGGAGGGGACGUGAGCCCUGACCUCCCAGCCUGUGCCCUGCCAUGGGCCAUCUCUCCUAACGAUGUCAGGAAGCCAUCUAAACCAGACAGAGGCAACUUCCUGCCCAAAGACAGGGGACCAGUUCACACCCAAAUGGGAGAACCUGCGACGGAGGGCGGCAAGGCCUCAGUGUUUCUUCAGAUGGAGGUGAUCACCCCCCUCCCAGCCUCCCCUGGUCCCUUUCAGGCUCAGGCAGCUCCAGAGGAAGCUUCUCCAAGCCCAGCCCCUCGUGAGUCAGGAGAGCCUUCACAGCUCGGGGAUCCUUUUGGAGAACAGUCCCCUGUGUUUCUCAAACAGGCCCAUCCUCCUAGAAGGAGCCCGGAGCCCAAGGACCAAGUAGGGCUAUUUGUGACCCUGGACAGAGGUGAGCGCAGGGCGCCUCCCAUUGCCAGCAGAAAGCCCAGAGUUGUCCCUGAAGAAGUUGAGGGGGCCAUACCCCUGGGAUUGGUGUUCCCUUCAGGGAAGCAAAAGGAGAUGACCUCUUUCCAGGCUGGGGCGCAAGAGGGCUCCCUGGAAGAUAUUAGCAAGACCUCAGUGGCCAACAAAAUUCGGAUCUUUGAGACCCACGGAGCUGAAACUCGCCGAGUGAGUCAAGGUGAAACAAGGGCUUUUCCAAACGAGUUGUCCUCAGAGGCCUCCACAGGUCAGGUGGAGCAGCAGCGGAAUAAGCUCUUAGACCUGGGCUUCGUCCAACUCCAGCCCCUGGGGGACUUUGCUGGCCCCAAAGCCACACAUUCCUCAGUGAUGCAGCUGGCGACCAGACACUUCAGGGAGGGCAUUCCUGCCACAUCCCCCCAGGAAGGAGGCAUGGAACUCCAGCUCGUGUCCCCCGAUUCAGGCUGCGAAACUACACUGGAGGAAGUUACUGGGGGAACUGGCCACAACAAAUCCGGAGAUGCGGUCAGGGAAGAGAAGCGCGUCACCGGCUUAGCAGCAAACCCCCCUGGAAAGGGAGGGCGCCUGAGAUUCGCCAGCCCCUUGGGCCCUCAGAGAGCAGGGCUGAGGGAGGGCUCGGAGGAGAAAGUCAAACCGCCACGUCCCAAGGCCCCAGAGAGUGACACAGGAGAUGAGGACCAGGACCAGGAGAGGGACGCGGUGUUCCUGAAGGACAACCACCUGGCCAUUGAGCGCAAGUGCUCCAGCAUCACGGUCAGCUCCACAUCCAGCCUGGAGGCUGAGGUCGACUUCACGGUCAUUGGCGACUACCAUGGCAGCGCCUUCGAAGACUUCUCCCGCAGCCUGCCUGAGCUCGACCGAGACAAAAGCGACUCGGAAACCGAGGGCCUGGUGUUCUCCCGGGAUCUCAACAAGGGGGGCCCCAGCCAGGAUGACGAGUCUGGGGGCAUCGAGGACAGCCCGGAUCGAGGGGCCUGCUCCGCCCUGGAUAUGCCCCAGUUUGAGCCUGUGAAAACAGAAACCAUGACUGUCAGCAGCCUCGCCAUCAGGAAGAAGAUCGAGCCGGAGGCUGUACUGCAGACCAGAGUCACCACUGUGGACACUACCCAGGUUGAUGGCACUGCCCCAGUGGGGAAGGAGUUCAUGACAUCUACUCCCUCCAUCACCACAGAGACCAUAUCAACCACCAUGGAGAACAGUCUCAAGUCCGGGAAGGGGGCAGCUGCCAUGAUCCCAGGCCCACAGACGGUGGCCACGGAAAUCCGUUCUCUUUCUCCGAUCAUCGGGAAAGAUGUCCUCACCAGCUCCUACAGCGCCACCGCGGAAACCCUCUCCACCUCCACCACCACCCAUGUUACCAAAACUGUGAAAGGAGGGUUUUCUGAGACGAGGAUCGAGAAGCGAAUCAUCAUUACUGGGGACGAAGAUGUUGAUCAAGACCAGGCCCUGGCUUUGGCCAUCAAGGAGGCCAAACUGCAGCAUCCUGACAUGCUGGUAACCAAAGCUGUCGUAUACAGAGAAACAGACCCAUCCCCAGAGGAGAGGGACAAGAAGCCACAGGAAUCCUGACCUCUGUGAAGAGCUGCUGGCGUUUCUGGUCCAACCCAAGCCAGAGAACCGUUAAGAAGGGGCCUUCAUUCUGAAUUCUCCGACUCAACACCGACGUCCCAGCUGCGACGUACUGUCACUGAUGAGAGACUGGGAAAGGAAAAGCAUAUAUAUAGAGAUAUAUAGAGAUAUAGAUAUAUAUACACGAAACACCACGUCCUUGCACCGCUGCUGGGGCUGGCCGAGCAUUUGGCAGACGGCAACAACCAACAUCUGAACACCUACAUUUCCUUUGCAGACAAAUUGAAGAAUUGGUGGGAUUUUUCAGGAAAAAAAAUUAUAAUGACAAUAAUCCUUUGCUCCCCCCUUCAAAGCCCUGCAGAACAACUAGAGCAAGCCGGACCACAAUGAUUGUAGAAGUACAAUUACGACCCUGGUUCUGCACAUUGCAUUUAGUUGGAUGAGCAAUCCAUUUGUUCUUCUCCAGCGUCUGUUGCCCACUCGAAUGCAAAGGAAAACACUUUUGCAGCAAAGCAAGAGAAGUCGCAGCAGUUAAGACACACACCAUCAACCGUUCCGAGAAAGAAAGAAAAUUCCCCACUUGGAAAGGAGGAGGAGGAACACUGGAUUAUUAUUUUUUGGGUCUUGACACUGGGCUGCAAAAUCCACCUUCCUUUCUUCCGCCUCCCCUCCCCCUCACUCUCACAUGUCUUGUCAUUUUCUGUCUCAGCUCCCUCUUCCCUCUCCCCCACCCCAUGCCCCUCACCCUCUGUGUCCUGGCCCUCCUGAGGGCCACUGCAGAUGACUCUCAUUUGAAACGAGAAAAAGAAAAGAAAACGAGAACAGAAAACCAAGCCACAGGAAGGGAAGUAGACAUUGUAUGUUUAUGGUUCUCAUUAUGAAGGUGCAGCUUGUAGGAGAUUUGUAUGGAUGUGCUUUUAAGUUAUGUAUAUUACAUAUAACAGGAAACAAAUAUUAAAAUAAACAGUGCUGGUAAGUAUGACGCUGACAUUUUAAAAUUAUAAUUAUCUGACUGUGAUUGAUGUAUCCCAAGGUUCCUAGAUCUCACUGAACCAGCCCAGCCAAGGAGACCUGGACUCUGGCUGUGGGUGGCUCACAGUAGGAGCUGAUGGUUCAGUGUAGUAAUACAGUGUGUGGUGUUUGUAAUUGAUUGAUUGGUGGGGAGGGGCGGGGAUCCCAAAUGCAGAGGCAGGGGUUUGGCAAGAAGGAAGCAACACAGAUGUAGUCCAAGAUGCCUUCUCCCCCUGGGCAGUAGCAACCAGGGCCUGGUCUAUGCUCAGGCAUGGGGUCCAGAGUUAGGAUUCUGCUGCAGAAGUCCCCUGGCUCCGUCCCCCUUCCUCCCUAGGGGGUUUGCCUCAUUUUUAGUAGUCUCUUUUUUUGCCACGUUUUGCCUUUCCCUGACUGUAUUGUGACAGCUAACUCCCUAUCCAAAGGGAUGUGACGCCCCUGGCUGCCGCAGAGGAUGGUAGCUUUAACUUGGCUGUCUGAAGAUGCCCAGCUUAGUCUUAUCCUUUACUUCCCAUAUUCUGUCUGAAUCAUUCUCUUCUUCCUGGGCCAAAGUAGCCGUGGUAGAGACCAUGAACACAGGGCAGGCCCUGAUAGGUCAGAACUGUGUUCCCAAAGGCUUUGCCUGCCCCAGAACAAGCUGAGGGUGAAAGGUGGUGUUGCUCACUCUCCAUCUAUGUGUAAGACCCUAGCUUUGGAGACCUCCCCUUCAGUCAGCAUCCGAGCUCUAUGCCUGUGCCCUCGGAGUCCCAGAAAUUGCCUGGAGACCACAGAAGCCCUUGGAGAAGACCCUGGCAAAAGCUUGGCAUUGACCUCUGGCACACAUGGGCUUUCCCAGGCUUUCCUGCCACAAGCUGCUUCCCUGAGCUCGAUGAGUCCUUUUCUAAGGGAGGAUGGCCCCGCUGCACUUCAAUUUCUCAGUCCCAUCUCACUUGCCCAGUCCUGCUUCUAAAGCAGGCCAUAAAUUCAUUCAACAGAUAUUUAUUGGGUACUCACUUGUGGCAGUCACCAUUCUUGGGCUGGAGAGAGGGGGAGGGGAGGGGAGGGACCAGGGAAGCUCCCUGAGCCAGCCUUACAUCUCUUGUCACAACUGGCCCCUCUGAGAGCAUUUCCUUAUUCUCUCCAGUGUAUCGGACAUUGCCCAGGGAUGCCUUCCAGAGGGUCCUGGUUUGCAUAUCAGUUACCCCGUCACAUAUAUGCUUAGCUGCUUAGCUGGCUGACCUGAGGCAGGACAGGAAACCAGAAGAGUGUUUGCCUCUGUGUGCAAAAUGGGAUGGAGAGCGGGCAGAGAGAGCCCUGUGGCACAGUCAGCCACAUCCUCCCUGGAGCAGGCUGGCAGCCCACUCCAACUCCCGCUGAGUGCCACAGCACACUUUCCAUGCACCGGGCUCCUUUUACAGUCCUGGUAGAGAAGCCACAAAACCUUCUUCCUGCCCUUCUUCACUUGAGAGCUCCCAUUCUUUCUGGGCCAAGAGCUGAAGUGGAUCCAACCUCUCUGGCCCCCCCAAAAUUUGUCUCAGGCACCCCUGUCUUUGCAGGAACCAGACAUCCUGAGCACACUGGACACACUUCAGAGAGAGAAUAUUUGUUCUGAGUUCUGCACCUGCCUACAGACCCUGGUUAUGUGGCCUCAGGGCAGGGAUGCAGUGGCCAGGCUUAGCUUGUGGGGCAGGAUUUGUGCAGCUCUCCAUCCCACGGGUGCUCUGACCUUCCUUCCACGGAGAGGCAGGCAGUGCCACCAGGGAGGAGGGGAGCUGCAACUGAAAUCUAGGGCACUGUUUCCUCCCCAUACUCCUCUUCAUAGAGAAUAUAGAUGUUUGUCUUAUCUGUCUUCAACCUACUUUUCCUUUUUACAUUUCUCAUCCUUUCUGUGCCGCCUCUCCACCCAGGAGACCAUGUAGCAUAGUGGAAAAAUUCCUGGAGGGCAGUCAGGAAUUCUGGGUGGCCAUCCUGGCUCAGCCCCUAACACACCAUAUGACAUUAGGCUAGUCCCGUACCCCUUCUGGGCCUCCGUUUCCCCACCUGCAAAAUGAACAGGAUAAACCGGAUGCUCUCCAGGGUCUUUUUUCACUCUGCCAUCCUGCAGAUCUUCGUUUUCUCUCAUUUUGCUUUCUCGGGAUCUUUUCCAUCUGAGGGUACAGGAAGUGCCAGGACCUGUUUCAGUUUUUGAAUCCUGCAAGCACAUUCCAAGACUGGUCUGAAAUUGCAUGAGCAACAUCACUCUAAAUAAUUUUUUUUUCAAAAGCACCUUACCAACCAACUGCGAUGCUGUCCUGUUCCUUUUUACUCACCCCCCUCUCUCCUAUCUGGUCCCCACACUCCCCCACCUCAGUGCUCCGUGCUGUAUGCGUGUGCUCUCUGUUCUUGUAUACUCAAUAAAAGUGAAAUAAAUGUGUUUGAUGCUGAACCACAAA
Ceratotherium simum simum (southern white rhinoceros) is the source of this 8363-nucleotide messenger RNA. Lineage: Eukaryota; Metazoa; Chordata; Mammalia; Perissodactyla; Rhinocerotidae. The record is from RefSeq and is a predicted model, not a curated record.